UGAAGCAGCUCUACGUGAGCAUCUCUAAUACAUAAUUUUGGCUACAGUAUAAUUGAUCCAUCAGUGUUAAUUUUACAGUGUCACGAUGUUUAAGUUUCAUUUGCCUUUUAUCCAAAGUGACAUACAUGUGAGCAUUCAUACACAAGCAGAGAUGGUCUGGAGACAUCACAUGAGUCAGUGCCGCGGGGUUAACUCGAGUCCAAUAGGACGUAGAGACUGUUAGGCAGUGCACAAAGACAAAGAGAAAUAGUGUUUUUUUCUUCUUCCCAUUUCUUUCAUUCCUCAUCGUCCCAGCUGAUGAUCUUACACUGUAAUUAUUUUGGCAAUUAUUUCUUUUUAGCAAAUGAUUUGCUUUGUGUUUCAGGUGAAUAAACAGUGUUUGGGUGAGCGUGAUAAUGAAUGUGACAGAAGUCUACAAGGGAAUAUCUGGCAACAGUAGCAUAGGAGUCCUGAACAUCCCCCCCUCCCUAAACAAAGCCAUCAAUAUCUUCACCGUCAUCAUCCUCUUCAUCACCAUGAUAUCCCUCGGCUGUACGAUGGAGCUUUCCAAAAUCAGGGCCCAUCUCUUCAAGCCUAAAGGAGUAGCCAUUGCACUGCUGGCCCAGUUCGGCAUCAUGCCCUUGACUGCUUUCUCUCUCGCCAAGAUGCUGCAGAUGGAUCCCAUCAAGGCUGUGACCGUGCUCAUCUGUGGCUGCUGUCCAGGGGGAAGCUUAUCCAACAUUUUCUCCCUGGCCAUAAAGGGGGACAUGAACCUCAGCAUCGUGAUGACUACGUGCUCCUGUAUCGCCGCUCUGGGUCUGAUGCCUCUGCUGCUCUACAUCUACUGCCAAGGCUUCCCCGGUCUGGAAAAUGCUGUCCCGUACGUUGGCAUCAUCUCUGCUCUCAUGUUCACUUUGGUGCCUUGUGGCAUUGGCAUCAUCAUUAAUCACUACAGACCAAACUACUCAUCAGUCAUCAAAAAAGCUGGUCUCAGCAUCCUGAUAGUCGCUGGCAUCAUAGUGUUCAGUCUGUCUGGUGUGGCCAUUAGAGACGUGCUGUGGAUGGUCCUGACACCUGACGUCCUGUUUGUGGGUGCGCUGAUGCCUCUGAUUGGCUUCACGCUGGGUUACGUCAUGUCUGUCAUAUGCAGGCUUAGUCCACAAUGCAGCAGGACAGUCUCCAUGGAAACAGGGUGUCAAAACAUCCAGCUGUGCGUCACCAUCCUAAAAGUGGCCUUUCCCCCUGAGGUCAUCGGUCCCAUGUUUCUCUUCCCUCUGAUAUACUACACAUUCCAGUGUACUGAGGCCAUUCUGCUGACCCUGUGCUUCAGAUGUUACCAAGCAUUCAAGCCACCGGCUGAGGACGGUGUCAAUGUGAAACAAGUGGAGGUGAUGCAGCCAUGACCGCAUCACAGAUGACUAGCGAGAGCUGGGAGAUGGACAAGAGCUGAAUCCUUUCUGCAGAGGAUGCUGCUUUCAAGUGAUCUGCAUAUUCUUCACUCAGGCCUGCCAUCUGAAAGACUGUCGAAGCAUUUGCAACUAAUAGUAUUAAUAAUUAUUGUUUAGUCAAUCAAUUUUAUAAACUGUUUACUACAGGUUGUGAAGUGAUAAGUCAUUGAUUGAAAAUAAUAAUUUUUAUUUAUAUUUUUGUAUUCAAAAUACCUGUUGGAAGAUUGAAAUUUGCUAAUUUUAUAACUUGAGUUGGAAUGAACGAGUU
This is a messenger RNA of Centropristis striata (black sea bass), 1695 nucleotides long. RefSeq names its product hepatic sodium/bile acid cotransporter-like. Gene Ontology annotation, molecular function: bile acid:sodium symporter activity. The transcript is spliced from 5 exons. The record is from RefSeq and is a predicted model, not a curated record. Gene Ontology annotation, biological process: bile acid and bile salt transport. The coding region runs from base 396 to 1382 and encodes 328 amino acids. NCBI's taxonomy places the organism in Eukaryota, Metazoa, Chordata, Actinopteri, Perciformes, Serranidae. Gene Ontology annotation, cellular component: membrane.